CACAUCUCUGUCAGUGCCAUUCCGGUCGAUAAGGUUUUCAGCAUGGAUCUAUUCUCCGAUUCUGAAUCCAGCGGGGAUCGAGUGGACAUCGUUGAACAAUACAGCGAUGACGAGAAUGAUGCAGGAUUACAAAUCAACAAAGAAUACGCCCAACGCUUUCAGCAUAACAAAGAACGUGCUGACUUGCAUAGACUAGAAGAACAACAUGGACAUGAGGAAGAUGAUAGUAGCAGUGACGAUGAAACAGAAGAUGAAGAAGGUGAUCAAAUGACUGCAGAUGUAGAUGCAGCCAUAUUAUCUACGUUGGCAAAGAUUAGAAGAAAGGAUGAAAGCAUUUAUCAAGCAGGAAAACGUAUUUUCGAUGAAGAACGAAAGAAUGCAGCAGAAUCAAAAUUACUGCCAAAAAGGGUGAUAGCAGGCAACGAUUCAGGCAAAAAGGUCACUUUGGCAAAUUAUCAAAGAGCAAGAAUUCAAGAAUUACUCAAAACCUCUGAUGAUCCCGCUAGAGCAUUGGCUGAUGCAACAAUGAUUGAGCGUAGGUCGGACGAGAGACCUGGUCAUGAUGACGAAGAGCCAGUACAAUCGCACAAUCAAGAGCAAGAGCAGCUAAGAAAAGAUGUAACCAAUGCAUUCCAUAGUAUCGUAGAUGGUGACGAAGAAGAAGAAUUCUUUACCAAAAAAGCAGAUGGAAAGCAUCUUGAGGAAGGGCCAGAAGAUGAUCCCGAGAAUUAUCGCAAAUACUUGCUGGACGUACUUGGAGGAAAAGAAGAUGAAAUUCGCGACAUCCUUCGAAGUCAAGCAGAAGAAGCAGCUGCGGGAGACAAUGUGCAGGGUGCAACAAGUGGAACAUCUGAACCUGUUCGGGAGCGCAAGCAUAUCAGUAUGCAUGAACAAGGCAAUGAACAAGAAAAUGAGGACUUCUUGGUAAACUACGUUCUCAAUCGCGGUUGGAUGGACAAUCCGCAAGCUGCGCCAAAGGUAUCACGAAAGGGCGGCAAGAAGGCAUCUGAGAAGGUUGAAGGAGAAGAAGGUGCUCAAAGUGACGCAGAGACGGAUGAUUCUUUCGAUUCAAGAGCGGAAGCCUUUGAAACCGCAUACAACUUCCGAUUCCAAGAGAUGGAAGAUAGUCAAAUGAAUCCACAAAUUCAAUCGUAUGCCCGUAUGAUCGAAGGCAGUGCAAGACGACAAGAAAACAAACGUAAACGUGAACGUGAAGAGAGAUCACUGCGCAAGGCUCAGGAGAAAGAAGCAAAACGAAAAGAAUUGGACAGAAUGCGUGAUUUGAAGAGAAAGUCUAUCGUAGAUCGACUAAAGACGUUGAAAGAAGCUACAGGAAGUACUGCUGUUAACUUUGAUCAAUUGGAUCUCAAUGCGGACUUUGAUCCUGACGAACAUGACAAGCUCAUGGCUCAAGCAUUCAAUGACGAUUAUUACGGCGAAGACGGUGAUUAUGAAGAGGACGAUGGCGAGAAGCCCACUUGGGAGGACGAUAUUGAUAUCUCAGAUAUUCUACGUGAACAAGAACAGCAUGAAGAGAUGAACAACCCCAAGUCCGCAAAGGCAAAGAAGGCUGAUAAAAGAAAGAGCAAGGCCAAAGAACCCAAAGCAUCUGCAUUUGUUGACGAAGACGGAGAUCGUAUUGUGAUGGACGCUGAUUAUGUCGAAGAUGCGGAGAAUAAUGAGAAUGCAGAUGGACAAUCUGGCAAAAAGCUAUCAAAAGCGGAAAAGAAGAAGCUCAAGAAGCGUGAAAAAGCAAAAGAACGUAAAGCCGAAGAAGAUAAUGAAGAUGACGAAGGCAUGGUUGUGGAUGCUGAUGAAAUGGAUGCUGACACUGCAAACGCAAAAGCGGACAAAGACGCACCCAAAGGGGAGGACCUCUCACAUUUGAGUCACCAAGAGAGAAAGAAAAAGAUGGAAGAAAUGAUGAAUGAUUAUUACGGCUUGGAGUAUGAAGAUAUGAUUGGUGACCAGCCUACACGAUUUAAAUACACAGAAGUUUCAAAGACUGAUUACGGUCUAACACCAGUCGAGAUUCUAUUGGCAGAUGAUGCAGAAUUAAACAAAGUUGUCAGCUUGAAGAACUUCCAACCAUACCGAAUGGGCAAUUCUAAACGUGCACCUGCCGAUCUCAAGAAUCGAUUGAGAGACUUCCGUAGAGGUCUCUAUAAGGGAAAGCGAAAAGAGAUGGCCGAACAAUUCGGUGGUUCAAUUUAUGGCAAUGGAGAAGGAACUGGUGCAAAUGCAAUCAAGCCAAAGAAAGCAGGUAAACGUGAGCGUGAACGUAAGAAAGCAGCUGCAAUGGCCGCAGCAGCAGCUUCAUCCUCGACAGCUGCCGCUUCAAAUGACGCAGAUGGCGAAGCAGGCACAGCAGAUGGAAAUGAUGUCGAGGUCAAGGAGAAAUCUGAGCGAAAGAAGAAGCGUGAUCGCGACGAAGACAAGCACGCUAGCGACCCUUCUCCUUCUGUUAAGAAAUCCAAGAAAGACAAAGAGGAGAAGACGCACAAAAAAGACAAGAAGAAGAAGAAGGAGAAGGAGGUAUGAGAAAAUGUCUAUUAGUAAUGUGUAAUAUUAUACAAUGAUC
Messenger RNA from Meira miltonrushii, 2581 nucleotides. Its product is annotated as Krr1-domain-containing protein. Lineage: Eukaryota; Fungi; Basidiomycota; Exobasidiomycetes; Exobasidiales; Brachybasidiaceae. Bases 43 to 2541 code for a protein of 832 amino acids. Gene Ontology annotation, cellular component: 90S preribosome; nucleolus. The record is from RefSeq and is a predicted model, not a curated record. The transcript has a single exon. Gene Ontology annotation, biological process: endonucleolytic cleavage in ITS1 to separate SSU-rRNA from 5.8S rRNA and LSU-rRNA from tricistronic rRNA transcript (SSU-rRNA, 5.8S rRNA, LSU-rRNA).